Messenger RNA from Biomphalaria glabrata, 3904 nucleotides. RefSeq names its product tyrosine-protein kinase receptor TYRO3-like. The coding region runs from base 397 to 1923 and encodes 508 amino acids. Gene Ontology annotation, cellular component: signaling receptor complex. The record is from RefSeq and is a predicted model, not a curated record. Gene Ontology annotation, biological process: multicellular organism development; protein phosphorylation; cell surface receptor protein tyrosine kinase signaling pathway. The transcript has 11 exons. Gene Ontology annotation, molecular function: ATP binding; transmembrane receptor protein tyrosine kinase activity. Lineage: Eukaryota; Metazoa; Mollusca; Gastropoda; Planorbidae.
ACCAGUCCAUGGUCUUCACGUGGCUCAGAUAAGGCGGAACUGUUUUCACAUAUAUAAAUCUAUUGUAAUGUAUAUUAUGCAUUAGUUCUGAUGAUAGUUAUAUUGUUUAAGAGUAAAGGCUGGUCGCCUAUAUUCGGCUAAAACACUUCAAUGACAUACUUUAACUUUGUAAGUGGGUCACUCUUUCUGUAUAAAUAUGAAGUGCGUCGAUUGGCGGAUCGAAAUGAAAAUGUUCUCGUGGACUGGAUGUAUUAGACGUGCUCAUAGGUUAGACUUUACAAAGUGUACAUAUUAUGUACAUAGGACUCAAUGUGACAUUUUGAAGCAAAAAUAAAAAUCAAUUUUACGCCAGAAAUAAACCCAGAAAUCAGUAAAGUGCAGGAAAGAUCUUGAACCAUGGCUCUCUAUCACUUUUUGUGUUUGUAUAGCUUCAUUAUUAUUAUUAUUAUUGAUCCCUUCAAUAGUGCAUCACUAGCUUCAACAUUGAAUACAACUAGUCUUCAAAGUGGAUCUACUGUUGAAAACAAACAACUCUGCCAGUGGGACGUGUAUUUUGAUUGUGUCAGUCAUAGAAAAGAUGUUUCUUUGUACGAUCAAACUCUUCAUUUGUAUGGCAAGAAUUUAUCUGAAAAUUGGACGAGUAAUUUUACAAUUGAGAUUGGCGGAAACAGUUGUCAAGUACUUAGAAUUUUGAGCGGACAUUUAACUUGCAAUAUUACUGAUAUCAACCUAUUCUCCAGGCAGCUCUAUAGUCAAUCAAGCACUUCGACUGAAGCUAGCACAAUGAAUACUCCUUGGGUUAAAAGCCCUACAGAGAAAAAGGAAACUAUAGCAGUCAAAGUACAGGAAGUCAAAAGUGAGACAAACGAACAGCGAGAAAAAACGAAACCAAACUAUCAUCAAAUAACCGACCAUUUUAUUAGUUAUCAUGUUACAGUACACUCUCCGCAAUGUAUCAAAUCUCUAGGAGUGUUGAAGAUUUCCACUGCCUCAUUGACAGGAAGACGACCUUUGUACGUAGGCCUUGUGAUCUGCACUACUAUCUUAGUGACCAUAGUUCUGCUCACUGUUGCAGUGGCAAACAAAGAGAAGAUAACUCUGGUGAAACAAAGACUACAAGAAUGUAAAAACAAGCGUUUGGAAUCUCUUGCCUCAAUGAAAAUAAAUAUGAAUGAAAUUAUUUUAAAACCAAAAGAUAUAACAAUUGGAAAAUUAAUUGGCUCUGGACAUUUCGGUUGUGUCUAUGAAGGAGUUUUAAAGACCAAAGACUGUUGCCUUAAAGUGGCUGUUAAAACUGUUCAAGAUUUCUCUUCAGGAAUCCCAACUAUUAAGGCGUUCAUCCAGGAAGCUGUCAUCAUGAAACAUUUGCAACAUCCGAAUGUCUUACAGUUGAUUGGUUUAGUGGAAAAACAACCGGGUAUCCCUUACGUUCUAUUACCAUAUAUGGAAAAGGGUGAUUUGUUGACAUAUGUGCGCACUGAGUCUGUGACUUUAAGUCUCCAUGAAGUGCUCAAGUUUGGUGCGGACAUAGCAAGUGGUAUGGCUUACUUGAGUUCACUUCAGUUUGUACAUAGAGAUCUGGCAGCUAGAAACUGUAUGCUGGACGGUUUGAAUACAGUUAAAGUGGCAGACUUUGGUCUAUGUCGUGAUAUCUGUGAGAAAGGUUAUUACAGCAGUGACAAUAAGAAAAUGUUGCCUAUUCGAUGGAUGGCUAUUGAAAGUAUAGAACAUGGAUCUUAUACUACAAAGUCCGAUGUGUGGUCACUUGGUGUUGUACUCUGGGAAUUGUUGACCAGGGGAUUAACUCCGUAUCCAGGUGUAGACUGCUGGGACAUCAUCAACUAUUUACGUUACAGGAGAUUACCUCCGCCUUUUUUCUGUCCGGAACAACUGUCAAGAAUGCAAGCAGAGGCCCAAAUGUAAUUAGCAACUUAAAUAAGGGCUUUUUAAAAUGCAAAACCAAGUGGCUUAGAUUCAAUGCAGAUGUUAUGACAAUAUGAUUUAAAAACCUAAUAAGUAUACACACAAACUUCAAAUAUACAAGUCACAAAAUAAAAAAACAAAUAAAUAAAGGGGAAAUAAAUGAAGAACAGGGGUGACUUUAUGAUUACUAAAAUGUUUUAUAAGUCUAGAUUACUCUAGAUCUAAUUCCACUUCUUUCAGAAAUUAGUAUUAUUACAUCUGGAUUAGCCCAAAACUCCUGGAGGUAGGCAGGCAGGGAAUACCGGAAUGAGGGGGGGAGGGGCAGGAUUCUAAUUAGGGACCAUUGGACAGUGUAAAACAAUGUGCAUAGAGGCCAGAAUACACACAGACAGCCAUUCAAAGAUUUAGAUUAAAAGUAUUAAAUUUAAAGAAUCCAGGCAUCUAUCUAGACUGAUGCAAAUCACUCUUGACCUAGACUUUUAGCUCUAGAUCUAGUGAUCUCUAGGGUCUAGAGCAGGGGUUCUCAACCUGUGGGUCGUGACCCCUUUAAGGGUCGAUAGACGAUUUGCCAGGGGUUGCCUAAGACUGUAGAUAAAUAGAUUGUUUAUGUCAAUUCUUCUAUUGCUGUGUAAGUGUGAGUGGGUGGGGGUCGCGGAAAAGUGGGGGGUUGUAAAAAGGGGCGCCGAGCUUAAAAGGUUGAGAACUGCUGGUCUAAAGGAAAGGAGAUUUAAACAUGUAAACAGACUGAAAUCAGAUGUGGGCAUGUACAAAACAAAUAAAGUCAUAUUUCACUUUCUUCCAAAAGUGUGAAAAUAAAUUAGAUUUUUUUCACUAGUUCAUGUGCAAAGGAUGGACCUCAAUGCGAAUAAGAGUUUUCUCUUUUGAACAGGAAGAGGGAGGAUAGCUUAAAAGAUUUAUUUGUCUUCUUUUAUACUUUUUAGGCCAAAAUAAAUGUAGUGUGGUGGGCAUGGGAUAUUCAAAGUAGGCCUUUGGAAAAAGCAACAUUAAUAUAUUUAGGGAUGUUAAAAUGGGGUCCAUCCUACUAAAAAAUGCAAGAAGCAAAAAGUGUGUGGUGGGGAGGGUUGCAUUUCAUUUGAUAUUAGAAAAAUAAAUCCUGUGUAGGGCAAUAAAAUAAUGGCAGUCAGAGAAUGCACUUUUUUUUAUAACUUCAACUGAUGGGUAAGUGAGUGUGAACAGACUAAAUUAGAUUGGGUUGUGGGAAUCAAUUGAAGGAUGACAGACCCUCAAAAAAAAAAGAAAAAAAAACGAUUUCUAAAAGUUCAAGGGCCACGAAAAUGAGUGAUUGUGGCUGGUGGUGGAGAUGAUAUCAAUGCAAGCCUAUCCUUGAGGGUUGGGGAAAUAAAAAUAUCCUAGUUAAAAAAAAAACAACAACACUUGCUAACUCUUUCAAUGCUUGUAUCAUCUAGUCUUUAUUACAUAAAAUGCUGAAAAAAAUGUGAAAAUGUUUUUUUUUUUUUUGGUUUGUUUUGACGGAUACAAACUUAAAACUCAUUUGAAGAAAAUGGGAACUAUUUUAUGUGACUGUUCAAAUAAAUGUAAGAUGAAUAUAACAAUAACCACUCUAUAAGUGAAGUAGAUAAUAUGAGUAGUAAAUGUUAAGACCAAGGUACCCAAACUGUUCAAAUGGACUUAGAAAUUUUAGUUCUGCUUUUAAUCGAGAAUAGCUCCUCCAAAAUAAUAAUUGCUUCAGACUUUAUUUUUUAGUGGAUCAACAAUUUGAUGCCAUUAAGAUCAUUCUAAUUUCUUAAUUAUGACAUGGACAUUCAUAAAAUACAUUUGACUAACAAAUCUGCUUUCCUUUCCACCAUUAUAUCUGUUAACAUUAAGAGUAUGUUUGCACAGAGCUGAGCUUGGCUGUUUUUUUACUAUCCUGCCAUAUUCAGCUCUGGCUGGAUAUCAUUGUAGGAUAGUUGGACAGAUAGUCAAGAGGAUACUUUAGAGUAUGGUUGAGAAACUAAAG